Messenger RNA from Miscanthus lutarioriparius, 807 nucleotides. The record is from the annotation of a GenBank genome assembly. Lineage: Eukaryota; Viridiplantae; Streptophyta; Magnoliopsida; Poales; Poaceae.
AUGGCCCAAGCCUUCUCUUCCCCUCACAUCCCGUCCUCGUCCUGGGUGACUCGCCGCCCUCCUCCCUCGACGUCCUCGCCGUCCGCCUCCACCACGAGAACGAGCGCUUCUCCUAUUACGGGAUGCAGACCGCGCCGCAGGGCCGUCGCGCCGGCGGCCUCCCUCCACCUCGGCCCCGGGGAGAUCGCCGAGGUCGCUUGCAACAAGGUUUUGAUUGCGGCGACGGUGGCGAGCGCGAUCGGGCAGCUGUCCAAGCCUUUCACGUCGGGCAAGAAUGGGGGCGCCGGCGCCGGUCUUAACCUGAGGACCGUCUUCCGCUCCGGAGGGAUGCCCUCUACCCACUCCGCGAGUGUUGUUGCAAUUGCUACUUCGCUUGGGCUAGAAAGGGGGUUUGCAGACUCCAUAUUCGGAAUGUCAGUGGUAUUUGCAGCCAUUGUAAUGUAUGAUGCUCAGGGAGUUAGAAGAGAAGUGGGCAACCACGCAAAGGUUUUGAACAAGUUUUGGAUCCUCAAAGAGAAGGUACCUCUGGAGUAUUCUGAAGUGGACAUGGCUUCUGAGUUUGUUUCGGUUACCGAGGAGGCAAUUUCAAAUGCAAGCCCCUCGAAGUGCAGUUCUAGUACCGAAUCACCAAGGGUGAAGAGGCUCCAUAGUUCAGAACCCGAGGUAACCGAGUUGACAGAGCUGAAGCAGGCUUACAUAGAGGAGGAUUACCGGUUGAGUGAAUCUGUUGGCCACACAGAGCUUCAGGUCACAGUCGGCGCCUUGUUAGGUUUUGCUGUAAGCUUAGCGGUAUACGCGACACUGUAA